AUGCCAAGUAAAGCACAAGAGGAUGCUGUGAUCAACCUGAAGUCUGUCCAGGAGAUGUCCAGGGAGCUGGGGUUUGAGUGGACUGUUCUGGCCUACGAGCUGGGCUUCUCCAGGACUGAGGUUCAUCAGUUCCAUACCACAUCCACAGAGAAGACGGUCCAGGCCAGAAGCAUGCUAGAGUGCUGGUAUGAGAGAUCUUGGGACAAGUCCAACAAGACCAAGUUGCUGCAGAACGGUUUGGAGCGUGCCGGGCGCCGCGACCUGGCUGAGAGGCUGCGUUGCCUCCACUGGGGCCACCAGAAAUUGAGCAGCAGGGUGGAGCUGCCCUCCGCCUUCCCCUUCCUCAUCACUGUCCACAGGACCAUCGAGAACCGUGACGGCCUCCGCCGGAUCAAUGACCUCAGCCGCAGAUUCACCUGA
This is a messenger RNA of Oncorhynchus masou masou (cherry salmon), 420 nucleotides long. RefSeq lists its product as uncharacterized. Gene Ontology annotation, biological process: signal transduction. Gene Ontology annotation, molecular function: protein binding. Lineage: Eukaryota; Metazoa; Chordata; Actinopteri; Salmoniformes; Salmonidae. The record is from RefSeq and is a predicted model, not a curated record. The transcript has 3 exons. The coding region runs from base 1 to 420 and encodes 139 amino acids.